AUGAUGCACUGCGGGUCCCGUUGCCAGGAUACCGUGCUCUCUCAGUGGCUCCGUUAGCUCCGUUAGCUUCGGGCUGAAGCAGGACUGAAGCCUUCGGACUGGACGUGGACGGUCACCGAGACUUUAUAGGACAUUAACGACGAGGAGGACGAUGCUGUUCAAAUGUAUCUUCCAUUAAACCUGUGAACACUGGUUCAGUUCUGCUGGGUUCUGUCUUUGUGGUUCCGUCACACAGAUGUCCGGUCUCCGUUAACCGUCCGGCGCCGCAUGGAUCGGGUCGAGCGGCUCCAAGACGCCAAAGUGCUGAAGAACCAGCCGUACGACGAGAGUCUGGAGGUGAACGACGCAGAGGAGGUAGCCAGCGUUUACAGCCCCGCCCCCCAAGACCACGCACAGUCGGAGUCGAGGCAGAGGAGCAGCAGGGGGCGUGGCCUGAUGUCGGCCAAUAGCAGCAGUGACGAGUUGGAUGAGGACUCCAAACGACAGGAGAGGAAAGAGCCAAUGAGCAUCCAGGGCGGAGCCAGUCCCAAUGAGGAGGAGGAGGAGGAAGAGGAGGAGGAGGAGUCUGACGAAGAGGAGACGGAGGACGACGACGACGACGAGGCCGCCGCGCCGGAGGGAGCCUAUGACCCCGCCCACUACGCCAACCUGCCCGUCAGCACCGAGGUCAAAGAGCUGUUCCAGUACAUCACCAGGUACACCCCUCAGUCCGUGGAUCUGGACCACAGCCUCAGACCCUUCAUCCCAGACUUCAUCCCAGCUGUCGGAGACAUCGACGCCUUCCUGAAGGUUCCCAGACCUGACGGUCAGUCGGACUCUCUGGGUCUGCUGGUCCUGGAUGAGCCCAGUGUGAAACAGUCCGACCCCACAGUUCUGUCUCUGUGGUUAUCAGAGGAAACCAAACAGCAUGGAGCCGCUGAGCUGAAGAAGGUGACCAGUGUGGUCAGUCCUCAGCUCAACCCUCGGCCCGUGGACUCGUGGGUGGACAGCAUCGGCGCCCUGCACCGGUCCAAGCCUCCGGCCAGCGUCCAGUACGGCCGCGCCAUGCCGGACAUCGACAGCCUGAUGCAGGAGUGGCCCCCGGAGAUGGAGGACCUGCUGGGCCGGGUGGACCUGCCGUCGGCCCGGCUCCGCUGCGACCUGGACCAGUACUGCGACCUGGUCUGUGCCCUGCUGGACAUACCGGUCUACGGGGGCCGCAUCCAGGCCCUGCACCUGCUGUUCAGCCUCUACCUGGAGUUCAGAGACUUCCAGCACUUCAUACGGACCUGACCCAGACCCAGACCCAGGACCAGACCCAGACCCAGACCCAGACCCAGGACCAGACCCAGAACCACAUCCAGGCCCUGCACCUGCUGUUCAGCCUCUACCUGGAGUUCAGAGACUUCCAGCACUUCAUACGGACCUGACCCAGACCCAGACCCAGGACCAGACCCAGACCCAGACCCAGGACCAGACCCAGAACCACAUCCAGGCCCUGCACCUGCUGUUCAGCCUCUACCUGGAGUUCAGAGACUUCCAGCACUUCAUACGGACCUGACCCAGACCCAGGACCAGGACCAGGACCAGACUCAGACCCAGACCCAGACCCAGACCCAGACCCAGACCCCAGUGUGUUUGUAUUUUCUGUGUUUGUUCUUUUUAUUCUUAAAAAAAUGUUAAAUGAAGCAGAUGAGUUUACAACAUGUGUCAGAAACAAACAGAAAAAUGAAGAAAAAAGAAUCCAGUGAAAUAAAGAAAUGUUUCGUUGACAGAUGAA
Molecule: messenger RNA, 1759 nt
Organism: Sphaeramia orbicularis (orbiculate cardinalfish)
Lineage: Eukaryota; Metazoa; Chordata; Actinopteri; Kurtiformes; Apogonidae
Product: intraflagellar transport protein 46 homolog
Exons: 6
Coding region: 268-1272 (334 amino acids)
Biological process (GO): intraciliary transport; cilium assembly
Cellular component (GO): microtubule organizing center; motile cilium; intraciliary transport particle B
Source: RefSeq, a predicted model, not a curated record